UAGUCUUCCCUUCACUUCCCUUCCUUCCGCAGGGCCGCACUGACUUCGCCUCUCUAAAUUCCGGCUCGACACUCGCUCACUCACACAAGCGCUCUCUCUCUCUCUCUCUCUCUCGAUGUGCGGGUGCGUGUGCGUCUGAUUGUUUCCUUUCAACGACGGCAAAGGAUCAAGCAGACACAAUGUCCGAUCACAGAGCGACGGCCAUGAACGACCAGCUCUCGAAGCCAACCUCCAUCUUUGGUCUCCGGAUGUGGGUGGUUCUGGGAGUUUGCCUCGGAGCCGCCUUCGUUCUCCUCCUCUUUCUCCUCUCCCUCUGGCUCGCCUCCAAGCGCAACACCUCCAAAAACAAGGCCUCUCGCAAUCCCGCGAUCCCAAUUGUCUCUAAAGAAAUUCGGGAAAUUCGAAUCGACCAUGCUCGGAGCAACCCCCACCAGCAGCCGGAGGCCAAAGCGAGCCGGACCCAAAUCCAAGCCGACCCGUUUCCGGAAUCGGAUCCAAGCCCCCCGGGCAUCGAACGCCAGGCGCUGCUUCUCCCGCCGGAGGAAGAGAGCCAUCAGAGAAUCAACAUUCAGAUUGGGAAGGGUCACCGGAUAACGUAUCCCGAACGCAGUGGAGGGAGCGGAGAGGGUCGUAUGGUUGAUCAGGUGGCCAUGGCGGGUCCUGAAGUUUCGCACUUGGGUUGGGGACAUUGGUACACUCUCAGGGAGCUUGAGGCCGCAACUAAUGCGUUUGCCUCCGAAAGAGUUAUUGGCGAAGGUGGGUACGGUAUUGUUUACCAUGGCAUUUUGUGGGACAACUCUCAGGUUGCUGUCAAGAACUUGCUCAAUAAUAGGGGGCAAGCUGAGAAGGAGUUCAAAGUUGAAGUGGAAGCAAUUGGGAGAGUUCGGCAUAAAAAUUUAGUAAGAUUGUUAGGCUACUGUGCUGAAGGAGCUCAUAGGAUGCUUGUUUAUGAAUAUGUGGAUAAUGGAAACUUAGAACAGUGGCUUCAUGGGGAUGUAGGGCCUUGCAGUCCUCUUACUUGGGAGAUUCGAAUGAGUAUUAUAUUGGGAACAGCAAAAGGUUUAGCAUACCUUCAUGAGGGAUUGGAACCCAAAGUCGUUCACCGUGACAUAAAAUCAAGCAACAUUCUUAUUGAUAGACAAUGGAAUCCCAAGGUCUCAGACUUUGGCCUUGCCAAGCUCUUGGGCUCAGAGCGGAGCUAUGUCACAACCCGCGUGAUGGGAACAUUUGGCUAUGUAGCUCCAGAGUAUGCAAGUACGGGCAUGUUGAAUGAUAGAAGUGAUGUGUAUAGUUUUGGGAUUCUUAUAAUGGAAAUUAUCUCUGGACGGAACCCAGUUGAUUAUAGCCGGCCUCCAGAUGAGGUGAAUUUAGUUGAUUGGCUUAAGAGAAUGGUUGCUAACAGGAAUGCGGAGGGAGUCUUGGAUCCUAAAAUACAUGAGAAGCCCACUUCAAGGGCUUUGAAACGUGCUCUUCUUGUUGCAUUGCGAUGUGUCGACCCAAAUGCACAGAAGCGGCCAAAAAUGGGGCAUGUUAUACAUAUGCUUGAAGCUGAAGAAUCUUCCUUCAGAGAUGUAUGUAUUGCCAUUCUGCAUGACAUUUGAUUCUAGUUCAAUGUAGCAGUGAAUGCACAUAAGAAUUGUUUCAAAUUGUACUAAUUCUAUCAUCUUCAAUAUAAAGCAAAGAAUCAAAUGGAAAGUGAUGCUCCAAAUACACUAGAAUGGAAUGCAUACAAAUAGAACAAUCCUUAGUAGUUAGAAGGAACUUUCAACUUUUAGGACGUGUUGAUUAUGGCAACAAUUUUCAUUUUUGAUCUCUAGUUUUUUCCCCUGCUUGGAGAAGCAUGUAAAUCAGCAAUGUAGACUCUAUAUAAAUAACAUUACCCACAUGAUCAUAGUUUGUAUCCCGGAUUCCAGCUUCACUUUGUACUUUGUAGCUCUAUAUGAUUAUUUCACUUGUUGGAGCCAUCUCUUUGUUCAUGGCUACUUUUUCAGUUUGUUUACUCAUCAUCUGAUCAACUUGCCUUUAGGAACGAAGAGCUGGAAGGGACCCAGCUCGUGCACUUCAUAACUCAAAUGAUGGGUUGAUAGAGAAGCAGGUGACAGAAUCAGGUGAUAGUAGCAGUGGGUGCUAAAGUGGGGUGCUGGAUAAUCAGGCAAGAUGUCAACGGCAAGAAUGCGAAGAAAAAAAGUUUUGAACAUUUGCAAUAUCAUUCGCACAAGUAGGCGUGUUCCUAUGGCUGGCCUGCAUAAAUAGCAUUCAGUUAUCUGUACAUUUUCACAUUAUUUGUGUGUUUUAUUAUCUUGUAUAUUGUUGCUAUUCUCUGCUCAUGUUUUACCUUCAACAUUUGAUUCAAUUUAAAUCCUCCAUUAAUAAGAUCUUUUCCAGGGAGAUGUUUUUGAGUA
Malania oleifera is the source of this 2402-nucleotide messenger RNA. RefSeq names its product probable serine/threonine-protein kinase At1g01540. The record is from RefSeq and is a predicted model, not a curated record. Gene Ontology annotation, molecular function: ATP binding; protein kinase activity. Lineage: Eukaryota; Viridiplantae; Streptophyta; Magnoliopsida; Santalales; Ximeniaceae. The transcript has 6 exons. Gene Ontology annotation, biological process: protein phosphorylation. The coding region runs from base 180 to 1601 and encodes 473 amino acids.